AUGAGGAAAAAUUUUUUGUCCCCCCCCUCUUCCCUCAAACGGAAAUCCUGGAUUCGCCAGUGGUGCUCAGUAUCUGAAAUUUGCAUUUUGCGAUGGUUGGUUAGCAUAGGAGGGCAAGCGCAUGAAAGGAUUAGCCAAAGAUUACGAAAAGAACUAAAUCCGAAAAUAAAAAAAACCUAUAGCACGAAAACCAACGCCUAUAAGAUUAAAAAACUAAACUUAAACUUGUCCAUCUUUCUUCACUGGAGCGUAAAUCCUGUGCCGGCCAGAGAUGAUGUGAAUGCUCCUGAUCUCUACAUCCCUUUAAUGGCUUUCAUCACCUACAUAAUCGUUUCGGGAUUUGUAUUGGGAACACAAGGACGAUUUUCCCCGGAAAUACUUGGUAUUCUCACUAGUAAUGCAUUUAUUUGGGUUAUCAUUGAGAAUGUUAUCAUUUUUAUCAGCAAGUAUGUGUUGAAUAUCUCGCAGAGCUUAUCAGUUUGGCACUCGUUAGCGUAUAGUACCUACAAGUUUUUUGGGAUGAUUAUUUGCUUGUUGAUGUUUAUGGCAGGAGGAAAAACUUUUUAUUGGUGCGCCCUUGCAUAUACAGCUGUGGCUCUUGUCUUUUUCUUGUUACGGACAGUGAAAAACUUCAUUUUCGAUUCGCCGCAUUUUGGUGGUGAGGAUGGCCGAAAGAGGAAAUUGUUCUUGAUACUUUUCCUCCUUGUAUCACAACCACUUAUAAUGUGGUGGCUUACCAGUGGGGUAACAAACUUUGAUCAAAGCAAACUCGGAUUUGCUCAGAUGGCGAUGGGCAAAAUGGGUCUUAAUAAUGUUAAAAUCGAUGAUGUACCUCUUACUGCUGAUGGAGAUGUUGAUUAUGAGGCUUUACUAAAGAUGCCAUAGUAAUUUGUAUGUAACUUUCCUAUACUAUAAGCGUAAAUUAUUUAACAAUUGUCUGUGUUAAAAGUGCCAAGUCAUAAUUAAUGAAUGUGAUUCAUGUAAGAACCUCUCCUCGUUGUUUUCUUGGCUUAUCACCUUGAGUGUGUGAUUAAUUACUUUAAAGUUUGGGGUAAUGUAUGAGAUUAAAGGGCUAUUGAAUGUCGGUUGUUUAUGUUUGCUUUGGUCUAUAAACU
Cylicocyclus nassatus is the source of this 1115-nucleotide messenger RNA. Lineage: Eukaryota; Metazoa; Nematoda; Chromadorea; Rhabditida; Strongylidae. The record is from the annotation of a GenBank genome assembly.